Messenger RNA from Prorocentrum cordatum, 1117 nucleotides. The record is from the annotation of a GenBank genome assembly. NCBI's taxonomy places the organism in Eukaryota, Dinophyceae, Prorocentrales, Prorocentraceae.
AUGAGCAUCAGCAUUGUCAUCAUCACCAUCGCCAGCCUCGCCACCGGCAUUUUCUUCGGAUCAAGGGCGCGUGCAGCGCACGCGCGGCCGGCAAUGGCCCAGGCGCUCGAGCGCCUGCGGGAGGCACUGCGCGCGUGCGAAGGUGGGCUGGUGAGCAGCGGCAGCGCCGACAACGCCAGCUGCGACAGCUUCGUCGAGCGCGGGCCCUGCUUCAGGGCCUGGCGGCGGCUGCGACCUGCGGCGCGCCGCAGCCUCCCCCCCGCAGCGGCCUCUGCCUUCGCCGGCUCGGAGCCCGCGGAGCUGGGGUGCAUCGGCCGCUCCCUGCGCUUCGGGCGCCUGCUCUGGUGCCUCGCCAGCGGGGUCCACGCCGCGCCCGAGCACCCGCCCGUGGCGCGGGUGCUGGAGCUCUUCGCCGGCUCCGGCGGCGGCUCCACGCUGCUGCUGGCCCACGGCCUGCAGGCCGCGCGCGGCCCCGAGGGGCGCCGGGCCGGCGCUGCGAGGGCGCGCUGGCUGCUCACGUUCGAGGAGGACUGGCGGAACGUGGCGGCCGCGUGCGCCGUGCUCGGCGCGCGGGGCCUGCGAGCGCAGGGGGCGCACGCGGCGGCGCCCGGCGCCCUGGGGCAGCUGGCGCGGCUGCUGAGCGCGGGAGGGGAAGGGGAGUCUGCGGCCACCUGGAUCGUGCACGGGAGACCUGUGCUCAGGAGCUCGGCCUCGGAGGUUGGUGGCAACGCUUCUGCCGGGCCACUCCGUGAUCUCUGCAGCGCCGCCGCGGGAAUCGACCUGGCGGUGCUGGAUCCGAACCACGCGCUCCAGGAGGAGUGGCCAGUCACCGAGGCCGUCUGCUCGCCGCGCUACGUCGCGCUGCACAAUGUGAACUUGCCGCUCCACGCCGGCUGGGUGCGCGAGCGGCUGCUCGCCAGCGGGGAGUGGGCCGAGGUGCUCGCGGGAGCGCACGACUCUGCGUGGGAUCCCCCAGGCCACCCGGCUGCGCGACGAGCAUGGUCGUUGUUGGCGCGGAUUCCUUCAGAUCUCGAGGGUGAUGUUGAUGAUCAUUGUCGUUACUGCCAGCAUCACAGUAGUGCCACCGAGUCGACCCCAAGCAGCUCAUUCGUGCAAC